ACUACGACGGAGGGGGCUCUCUGCCCACUGCAUUCCUCUUUCCUCACUUUGGGUGGAAUUUUAGCAUCCCAACGUACUCCCAACCAGAAGCCUCAUCACUGCUCUGUCUCUCUGCGCUGCACGACUUUUCUUUAGAACAAGACACAGAAAAGAAGAUUGCAUUUUUUCUUACCUUUUUCUGUCUUCAUUCUUUCAUACCCACUGAGUCAUUUCUUUACAUACCCCAUUCUGUUUCUUCACCUUUACUCUGUUUUUUCUUGGUGUUUUGGGUUUUGUUGGAGGAAUUUGAGAGGAGGGGAAAUGGGGUUUGUGGGGAAGUGUGGGAAGAUCCAAUGGAGGAGCUUGUUUUGGAGAGUGAAGGCUGCAGUGAAGAAGGCUGUGAAGAAGAGUGGAGGGAGAAAGCAGUUGAAGUUUCAGUAUGAUCCUUCCAGUUAUGCUCUGAAUUUUGAUGAUGGUUGUUGCCAUAUGGGUGUUGGAGGGGGAAAUGGAAGUCCAAUCAAACAUGGUGGUGGAUUUUUGGAUUGUUCUGCAGAUCUUAGCAAGAGCACUACUGCUACUACUACUACCAUCUGUGUUUAUGUUCUUUGUUCUGAAGAGGGUGGAUCAAGUCAUCAAGGUAGCUCCUUUCUGGUUCUGGUUUUCACUCGGUAGACAUGGUAGUUUGGGAAGUGAGGAGAGCAAGAAUUUCUCUCCUAGAUAAUUUUUCAUUUUCAAUGUUUUGAUGUUAUUUUCUGUGUUUAAUUUUGAAAAUUUCUACUACUGUAAAUACUGUCUUCAACUUUCCAUAAUUAGAAAAGAGCUGUCUUUUAAUCUUUCAGUAGAGCUAGAUUUGCACCACAGGUACACAACAGUAAAUUGAAUAUUUACUU
Molecule: messenger RNA, 869 nt
Organism: Rubroshorea leprosula
Lineage: Eukaryota; Viridiplantae; Streptophyta; Magnoliopsida; Malvales; Dipterocarpaceae
Source: the annotation of a GenBank genome assembly